Molecule: messenger RNA, 525 nt
Organism: Podarcis lilfordi (Lilford's wall lizard)
Lineage: Eukaryota; Metazoa; Chordata; Lepidosauria; Squamata; Lacertidae
Source: the annotation of a GenBank genome assembly
AUGAAGGCCAAAAGCAAAGGUGCGAAACGUCGGCACGCGAUCCCCGAAGACGCCUUGCGUCAAGAGCCAGCCCCUGGCGGGGAGGAACUCGGGAAAUGCUUGCGGCGCAAAGAGAAGAGGAACAAUGAGGGCCAGAAGAGCCCUUCCAGGCCCGCGAAACUGCCUUGGGGAGGGAGCAAAGACAGGCGCUUGCGGAGGCUGGAGAGCAACGAGCGGGAGAGGCAGCGCAUGCACAAGCUCAAUGCUGCCUUCCAGGCCUUGCGGGAGGUCAUCCCCCAUGUGAGGGCGGAGAACAAGCUCUCCAAAAUCGAGACCCUCACCUUGGCCAAGAACUAUAUUAAGUCUCUCACCUCGACCAUUCUCCGGAUGUCCAACGGGCACAUCCCUGCUGCCGAGGCCCCCGGUGCGGGGAGCAGGUCCAAACUGUACGAACACUACCAGCAGCACUGCGGGGAAGACGACGAUCCCGCGGGGCAGCUGCAGAAGUAUUCCACCCAGAUCCACAGCUUCAGGCAAGGCAGCUAG